UGACACAAAAUCUCAACAUAACUCACGUGCAUCGUUCUUAUUUAAAUUACCAAUGAUCGCAUUCUUACUUUCGUUGGUGAGUUUGUUGUGUGGAUGCCUUCAUGUCGCAGGAGUGUAUGCCUGGAUUUUGCCUGUUUCCGAGCCAAUUUCUUCUCAGAUUUGGACAGUUUCCCCUCCGGCGCAUUUCUCCCUGAAAUAUAUCAACAAGAAUAUCAGAGUGUGGUCAGAUGUCAGAGGCGAAUGAGCGGAUCGAGACACUGAUUGGUCAUUUGCAGGAAAGUAGCCAAAGUCAGUUGUUCCCAUGUCCCAUCCACUUGAAUGAAACUGCCUCUCCAGCCAUGGCUGCCAGUCCUCUGACCACCCAUGUCCUGGACACGGCACUGGGCCGACCGGCUCGGAACCUCGGCAUCGCGGUGUCGUACCAGAGACCCAACUCGCAGGAAUUUGAUCUCAUUGCCAAGGGGGCAACCAACAGGGAUGGCAGGGCUCCUGGCCUGCUGACCCAGGACCAGUUCAUCGCUGGAGUCUACAAGAUCAAGUUUGACACUGGCAGCUACUUCAAGUCCAUCAACACAACAGGAUUCUACCCAUAUGUGGAGGUUGUGUUUGAGAUAGCUGAUCCUAGUCAACACUACCAUGUGCCAUUGCUUCUAAGUCCAUACUCCUACAGUACCUAUAGAGGGAGCUAGCCUGUAGCACUAAGGCGUUGAAUGGGGGGAGGAGCUUGGAAAUGUAUUGGGGGCUGUGACAUAUACUUGUACGUACUCCAUUCGCAGUAAGCCUUUUGCAAGUUAAAUUUGAAUAAAAUCUGGCACACUGAGUUCUUUAAAUUCAACAUAAAAAUUUGAA
Molecule: messenger RNA, 849 nt
Organism: Acanthaster planci (crown-of-thorns starfish)
Lineage: Eukaryota; Metazoa; Echinodermata; Asteroidea; Valvatida; Acanthasteridae
Product: 5-hydroxyisourate hydrolase-like
Biological process (GO): purine nucleobase metabolic process
Molecular function (GO): hydroxyisourate hydrolase activity
Source: RefSeq, a predicted model, not a curated record